Molecule: messenger RNA, 980 nt
Organism: Condylura cristata (star-nosed mole)
Lineage: Eukaryota; Metazoa; Chordata; Mammalia; Eulipotyphla; Talpidae
Gene: AP5S1
Product: adaptor-related protein complex 5, sigma 1 subunit
Exons: 3
Coding region: 102-701 (199 amino acids)
Biological process (GO): endosomal transport; double-strand break repair via homologous recombination
Cellular component (GO): late endosome; lysosome; cytosol
Source: RefSeq, a predicted model, not a curated record
CCCUGAGGACGCACAGCUGCCAUUGCGUCCCUCGCUGCCCAGUUGGGCGAUGUGUAAGUAGAAGUCCUCCGGCUCGGAAGGCAGGCAACCAGACUGGAGCCAUGGUCCACGCCUUCCUCAUUCACACCUUACGGCCCCCGCACACUGACACAGGCUUUUGUCGAGUGCUCUACUCCUGCACCUUUGGAUCUGAGAGUUCACCUGAUGACCCACGGCCACAUGGUGCUGAGAGAAACAGGCUUCUUCGCAAGGAGCAGAUUUUGGCGGUGGCCAGGCAGGUGGAGUCCAUGUGCCAGCUGCAGCAGCAGGCAUCUGGCCGGUCCCCCCUGGACCUGCAGCCCCAGUCCUCAGAUGAGCCAGUGCCCCUGCAUGAGGCCCCACGCGGGGUGUUCCGCUUGGCAGCAGGAGACCCUUUCCAGGAGCCUCGGACGGUGGUGUGGCUAGGUGUGCUCUCACUAGGUUUCGCCUUGGUGCUGGACGCCCACGAGAACCUGCUCUUGGCCGAGGGCACCCUCCGGCUGCUGACACGUCUCCUCCUUGACCACCUCCGGCUGCUGGCCCCGGGCACCAACCUCCUGCUGCGGGCUGACCGCAUCGAGGGCAUUCUCACGCGCUUUCUGCCCCACGGUCAGCUGCUCUUCCUCAAUGACCAGUUCGUCCAGGAUCUGGAGAAGGAAUUCAGUGCUGCCUGCCCACGCUGACCGCUGCCUGGGAUCCAAGAGGGCAAGCAGGGAGGACGGGGACUAACACAGCAGGCUGACGCGUGGCCCUGCCUGCCCCUCAGUUCUGGGAUGCUGCCACACCUGGGACAAAGUUGGCAGAAAAGGGGACCGUGCAGAGGGUGGGGAGGUGGCCACAGGCAUCACGAAAUACCCUGUGCCUAGAGCUGCCGCAUGACCUGGAAAGUGAGGAUUCACAGAGACAGAGUGGGGAGCAGAACAGGUGGAUUAAUUGAAAUACACUGCUGAGGGGAGCAGCGG